Carassius carassius (crucian carp) is the source of this 2877-nucleotide messenger RNA. RefSeq names its product actin-binding LIM protein 1-like. The transcript has 23 exons. The record is from RefSeq and is a predicted model, not a curated record. Bases 356 to 2611 code for a protein of 751 amino acids. Gene Ontology annotation, cellular component: stress fiber; actin cytoskeleton. Gene Ontology annotation, molecular function: actin filament binding. NCBI's taxonomy places the organism in Eukaryota, Metazoa, Chordata, Actinopteri, Cypriniformes, Cyprinidae. Gene Ontology annotation, biological process: cilium assembly; lamellipodium assembly; cytoskeleton organization.
GUGGGGUUCACCUCUGGUCUUCACCUGAAGCAGAGGUAAGGAGUAUCAUUGUCAGGUGAGGAGCAUUACAUCUGGCAAUCACUUAAUCGGGACGAGCAAGCAUUUGGUUGAAGAUUUAAGAUUUGUUAAUCUGAAGAUCGGAGGUUGAGAUCUUUUGGUUGGAGUUUGGCCCUUUCUGCACUCAUCUGCUGGUACGUGACCUCUGACCACUGAGUCAAAAGGCUUUUUGGAAUAUCAUCAGCCAUCAUUUAGCCUGGAUAUUGAGGCUAUUGUGGAAAAACUAAUUCCUAAAGCAUUUUAUGGCUUAUUUUGUGUAUUCUGGAGGACUAAUUGAGAAUUCUGAGGUACGGCCGGCAUGCCUUCCCUUCCCACUUUGAGCAGCCUGGGGAAGCUCUGCGGCUCAGGACGCAGUCAGCAUGUGGAUCGCACCCGGAUCAAACGCACAAACUCUGUCAAACGCAUAUCUGUCAUAGAGGAUGGACGUGUGGCAGAAGUGUUGUACCUCAUCCCGAAAGAGCCUGUGAUGCAACAGCUGCCGUUCAUCAACCCUGAAGACUAUUACUUGACUGAGAGCCUGACACCUGUGGCCCAUACACAGGAAGCUCACCACCAGACGGGGAAGCCUUUGAUAUGCUGUGCUAAAUGUGGAGAGGUGUGCAAGGGAGAGGUGUUACGAGUGCAGGCCAAACACUUCCACAUCAAGUGCUUCACAUGCAAAGUGUGCGGAUGUGAUCUGGCUCAGGGAGGAUUCUUCAUGAAGAAUGGGGAAUAUCUGUGCACUCUGGAUUACCAACUCAUCCAUGGCACCCGCUGUAACAUCUGUGGAGAGUUUGUGGAGGGGGAGGUGGUGACUGCACUCGGAAAGACCUACCACCCAACAUGCUUUGUGUGCACAAUCUGCAAGAGACCAUUUCCUGCUGGAGACAGAGUGACGUUCAAUGGCAAGGACUGUCUGUGUCAGUACUGCGCAGAGCCCACGUCUCCAGGACCUACUAAAGACGUCGUCGGACACAGCAGUUGUGCGGGCUGUGGCAGAGACAUUAAGAAUGGUCAGGCUCUGUUGGCUUUAGAGAGUCAGUGGCAUUUGGGCUGUUUUAAAUGUAAGGCCUGUGCCAAAGUAUUAACUGGAGAAUACAUCAGCAAGGAUGGCGCCCCCUACUGUGAGCACGAUUAUCAGGUCCUGUUUGGAGUGCAUUGUGAAGCGUGUCAGCAGUUCAUCACCGGGAAAGUCCUGGAGGCAGGGGACAAGCACUACCACCCCAGCUGUGCUCGCUGUAGCAGGUGUAACCAGAUGUUUACUGAGGGAGAGGAGAUGUACCUGCAAGGAUCAACAGUUUGGCAUCCAAGCUGUAAACAUUCACUCAGAGGCGAGGAGAGACAGCGGCCGACAUGCUCGUCGUCUGAGAGUAUAUGUUCCAGACCUGGUUCAAGCAUACCUGGCUCACCGGGUCACACCAUAUAUGCAAAAGUAGACAAUGAGAUCCUUGAUUACAAGGAUUUAGCAGCUAUUCCCAAGGUCAAAGCCAUUUAUGACAUUGAGCGUCCAGAUCUAAUCAACUAUGAACCACUUUACACCACCUCAUUGGAUGAGUCAGAAGAGAGAGAGAGUGUUGGAGAGCUGCGGAGCUCCAGGAGAGAGUUUUCGCCUAUGCCAGAAGACAGAACCAGAUCACCCACACCGACUGCUGAGGGUUACUAUGACAUGAGAGAACGAAUCCUCCACCGGUCGACAAGUCAAGGCUCCAUUGGGUCACCAAUUUACAGCCGCCACAAUUACACCCCAACCCUGUCACGCUCACCACAGCACUUCCACAGACCCGAUCAAGGAGUAAACAUCUACAGAAAGCCUCCUAUCUACAAACAGCACGAUUCAGCUGCCUUUGUAGCCCAGAGUAAGUCUGCUGAUGACAUCAUCACAUCAGCCAAAUUCCCCUCAGCGUACACCUCUGGUCCAGACUUCCCAGCACAGAUAGAGACAGACUGCUGGUCCUUCCCGAUCUCCCAUGCUGCCCUAGGAACAGACGGGAGGAGAAGGUCAAGAGAGGAGGACGAGGAGGAGCUCCAGAAACGCAGACAGGUUCAGGAGGAACAUCUCAAUAAGAUCCAGUCUGGUUUGGGGAAAAUGAUUCUUAAAGAGGAGAAGGAGAAAGAGAUGAUCAGAGAGAGUCAUGCACGGAGCCUGUCAGCACAACGCUGUGAACAUGGAAGCAAUCGAAAUUCACCUUCUAAAACAGGCUCACUGCCUGGAUACGGGCGAAAUGGACUGCAUCGGCCUCAGUCGACUGAUUUUACUCAGUACAACAGUUAUGGAGACGUGUGCAGUGGGAUGAGAGAGUUUCAGCCCAUGCAUGAUGGCCAGCGUACAUCCACCAGAAUGGACAGAGGAGUGUCUAUGCCUAAUAUGCUGGAACCAAAAGUAUAUCCAUAUGAAAUGCUUAAGGUGACCAGCCGUAGUCGCUCCAAACUGCCCAGAGAUGUGGACAGAACCAGACUAGAGCGCCAUCUGGCUCCGGAGAUGUUCUUUGAAAUCUUUGGGAUGCAAAUUCAGGAAUUCAGCAGGUUACCUCUGUGGAAACGCAAUGAACUGAAGAAGAAAGCCAGACUCUUCUGACCGGGAUCUGCACACACUCACAUUGUGUUGAUGUUCUUGAUGGUUUACUCCUCUUACGUUGUUUCAUGCUUAAACUAUAGCCAGAAGAAAGCUCCAUGCUGCAAUAUUAUCAUAUGAUAUCAGUUUGUAAUAAACAGAGGGUCUAAGCAUUUCAUCUGUUUCUUCAAAAUUCUCAACACUUUAUUUUUUCAUCUCUGUCACUUAAAUUUUCUCUCAUCUAGAAAUGAGUCAACCUUUUUUUGUUCUUUGUUGUUCUUGCAUAUUUU